AAACUAAUUUUUGCUUUUAACUUUUAACUAAUUUUUGUUAUAAAAGAAAUCAUAUUCAUAAGUCCAGUUUAGCCAAACGCUACCUAAAUCACUUCUCAAAAUCCCUUUCUUAUUCCCCAACUAAAAAUAAAAAUUACCUGACCUACAGAGAAACAGAAGAAGGAAUGGUGAAACAUCACAGCGAUAGCGAUGAAGACGAAACAAUCUACUACCGGUACUCCUCCACCGGAACCCCUUCCUCCUCCACUUCAAAUCCCCAAUCAAAACCCCAGAAAUCCGGCAGCGGAGGCUUAGCCCCAUCAAAAUCAACAGUCUAUGUAUCCAACCUAGAUUACACUUUAACAAACUCCGACUUAUUCACAAUCUUCUCCACAUUUGGUAAAGUAGCCAAAGUCACAGUGCUGAAAGACCGUAAUUCAAGACAAAGCCGUGGUGUUGCAUUUGUAUUGUUCGUUUCUAAAGAAGAUGCAAAUAAAGCUGUGAAAGAGAUGCAAGGUAAAAUUCUGAAUAAGCGAACUUUGAAUGUGAAGAUUGCUAGUGAUAAUGGAAGAGCAGCAGAGUUUAUCAAGAAGAAGGUGUAUAAAGAUAAGACUAAGUGUUAUGAAUGUGGUGAAGAUGGGCAUUUGAGUUAUGAAUGCCCUAAGAAUCAAUUGGGGAAUAGAGAGAGACCUGUGCCCAAGAGGGUGAGGGGUGGUGGCGGUGGUGGGAAUGGGUUUUUGAGAUUGGGGAAUGGUGGUGGUGGGGAGGAGGAUGAGGAUUGGGGGAGUGGUGGUGAGAGGUUUGAAGAUGAUAAUUGGGCAUCUGUUGUUGAUACUAGAGAUGUCGAGGAGAGAUUGAAGAAAGAGGAGGAGAUGGGGUUAGUGGAGAAGAAAGCUAAGAGAGCGAAGAAAUCGACUUAUUUUAGUGAUGAAAGUGGUGAUGAUGAUUAGUUCUGGCUGCGGGGUUUGGGAAUUGAAAGCAUUUAAAGGUGCAGCAGCUUCUGCAGUCAAUUUACCUGGAGUCCAUCUUUUUAACAUCUCUAAUGCAGCCUUGGGUUGAUCCAUUGGAACCAUGUGACCAGCAUCAUGAACCUUAAGGAAGCUAAGAGGACCAUGAUUCUUCAAUUCCCUGCUUCGGCACUGUCAACUACGAAUGAAACGUUGGCUGCUCGACCAAAGUCUUGUCUACCGGACCAUUCCAUUGCGUGAACCCAGGUUUGAGCUCCCUGUUCAAAUUUGAGAUAUGUUACUCAGUAAUGUGAUACUUUUCCAACUGAAAGCCACUUUUGGGAAAACAAGGACAGAGGAAACAUGACGUAACUCAAUAUGCAUAAAAAUUGGAAUUUUGAGUUCAGCACAGAAGGACACUUACCAAACCAGUUGCAUAUCAAGUCAUACUCCCCGUCAUAAGCUAGAAACUGGAUGCCGUAAUUAAGAAGAGCUGGGAUACCAACUGCUAGCUUCUUCAUCCAGUCAGUUUGUAUUUCGGAGUACACAGUAGGGCUGCAUGAGAUAAGUUCUGUUGCCAACUCCAAGAGCUUGCCUGACAGAUUUCAGAUUCAGAAAUUUUCCAAGUUGAAAAAAUCAUAACAGGUGCUCCCUACACAUUGCUUCCUUAUGUCAUAGUACUGGAAAAAAUAAGUGAGAAAGGGAGGCAGAAACAUCACUCAAUUCAAAUACUCCCUGUAAGUUUAUAAGAAUUCCUUCUUUAUUCUUGUUGCCUUUGUUAACUGUAGAGGCAAAUGCUGGAAUGUAGUGUCCAGCGUAUGACUCUCCGGUGAUGUAAAAAUCAUUCUUUUGAAAUUGUGGAUGCUUUGACGAAAAAUGCCCAGUAAGACAUAGCACAAAGUUACAUUGAGUACUAACAAAGAUGGAAAACUGGGUAAUAAACUUGUGAAGGUCGGAAUGGUUUGCUAAAAUGACACCGAAAGAUGUACAUGUGAAAUCUUUCAAAUCAAGUGCAACUUUAUCAGAACUCAGAAGGGAUACCUGUAAGAAAUCAUAUAAAUCAUUCUCUUCGUUUUGACGAAGAUCACGCUCAUCUGAACUGUAACUAAACCCAGUCCCGGACUCCCGGUCGGUUGACCAACAUACAACAAAUUUGAUGCCUUGAUAGUAUCAUAGAAGUUUGUCAUUUAGAAUUCCAUGUAACUAUCAAAAAAUUGAUUACAAGACAGAAAACUAAAAUGGAUGCAACAAAACUGAAUCUGCAUUGUUUAUUGGCAUUAGUAAGAGUUAGUACAAGCUAGUAACUAAUAUUGAAAGCGGGGACUUGUGAGUCCUGGUUGCACCUAUUUAUAUACCGAUUCCCCAGUUGACUCACACUUGUUACCGGGUCACACAUCACAUGACAGAUUUAAACUUGGGUGAGUGUAGUUGUCUUGUUUCCAUCGAGAAGAACCGAUUGAAAAUGGAGAGAAACAAAAAAUGGAGAGAAAACAGAGAGAUUGAGUGAAAAUACUAUCGUGUACGUUGAUUUGGUACCAUUGAUGGAAGAAUGAAAACAACCCAGUGAUAUAAUUGGGUUUUUUUCACCCAUAAAGUUGAAAAAACGAGAGAAAAAGGCUUCAAUAGAGAUGAUGGAUCGUCAAAACAGCUCUUUCAGUGGGCUUUUAUGAUGAAUCAUGUCCUCGAGUUGAGGAUAUUAUACAUGAAGUACUAGUGAAGAAGAUGUCACCAAUUCCUCUCAACAUCACCAUACCGGGGACUCUUAGGCUGUUCUUCCAUGACUGCUAUGUUCAGGGUUGUGAUGGUUCUGUUUUGAUCUUACCAACGGAUGACAACAAUUCUGAGAGAAACACAUCUAUCAACCUUUCUUUAGCUGGAGAUGCAUUUGACAUUGUUGACAAGGCUAAGGCAGCAUUAGAAAAAGAAUGUCCCGGGGUAGUCUCAUGCUCGGAUAUCCUUGCUAUCUUGGCACGCGAUGCCGUACACUGGUGGGAAGGUCCGCACUGGGAGGUUGAGAAAGGGAGAAGAGAUGGACUCAUCUCCAAUGCAACAGAAGCUCAACUACUCAUGCCAAAGUCUGACGAAAACAUAACAACUCUCAUCCGUGGAUUCGAAUCGAUUGGGCUAUCAACUGCCGAUCUCGUCACAUUAUCUGGGGCACACACAAUAGGUUUCACACAUUGUAUAGAAUUUGCUAGUCGUAUCUUCCACAACGACACCACAUUGAGCUCUACAAUAAGAGACAAGGUAAUUCUUAGCUGUCCGUUUCCGAAGAUAGACAGAAACGUUGCUGAAGCACUUGAUCAGAACUCUGAGUUUGUGUUUGAUAAUAAGUUUUUUAAGAGCUUGCGAGAAAGGAAAGGGUUGCUCUUGACGGACCACGUAUUGGCUUUUGGUGAAAAUGGUCUCUCUCGUAAAUUAGUUUAUAGGUACUCCCAAGACCAAGAAUUGUUCUUUCAGGAAUUUGCAAAAGCCAUGGUGAAAUUGGGAAGAGUUGGUGUUAAGACUGGGAAUGAAGGAGAAAUUAGAAGGGAUUGCAAGAAAUUCAACUGAUUAGGAUUUUUUGUUGUAUUUGAAUAGAUUUAUCAGUUACUGUCAUUGUCAGCAUAAUAAGAUGGUAAUUUAUUGUUUGGUAGGAGCUAAUACAUGUGAAUUUCCCAUCUA
Papaver somniferum (opium poppy) is the source of this 3590-nucleotide messenger RNA. RefSeq names its product U11/U12 small nuclear ribonucleoprotein 31 kDa protein-like. Gene Ontology annotation, molecular function: RNA binding; heme binding; zinc ion binding. Bases 165 to 929 code for a protein of 254 amino acids. Gene Ontology annotation, biological process: mRNA splicing, via spliceosome; response to oxidative stress; hydrogen peroxide catabolic process. Gene Ontology annotation, cellular component: U12-type spliceosomal complex. The record is from RefSeq and is a predicted model, not a curated record. The transcript has 5 exons. NCBI's taxonomy places the organism in Eukaryota, Viridiplantae, Streptophyta, Magnoliopsida, Ranunculales, Papaveraceae.